CUUAAAAAAUGAUUAUUUAGAGCUAAAGGAGGAGGCAUUGAUCACUCAAGAUAACCAAAUCAUUCUGCUAGAAGAUACUGUAGAAAAGCUCAAAAGCCAAAUUCUCAAGAUAUCAUAUUUUCAAAAUAAUAGUAAUAAACCUUCUGAAGAAGAAUGA
Funneliformis geosporum is the source of this 157-nucleotide messenger RNA. Lineage: Eukaryota; Fungi; Glomeromycota; Glomeromycetes; Glomerales; Glomeraceae. The record is from the annotation of a GenBank genome assembly.